UGUUGCAAAAAAUGAGAAUCUGAAUAAAAAAUUUCGCAAUCAACUAAAAAAAACAUAGCAAAUUCUAAAAAUUCAACGCCAUUCUUGUCGUGCGAACAGUAAUCAACUCACUAAUUCGCACUUGCAUAUUUGGGAUCUAGGACCAGCGUCCAAGAAUUCAGUCUUUGCCGAAACUUGGACCUGCUCACAGCUCAAAUUGCGUACUCAGUUCAAUCAGAGUAACACACGUAAUAAAAUGAAUUCUCUCGAGUGGUGCCUGCUACUGGUGCCUACUGUGAUCUAUCUGUUCUAUCGAUGGAGCAUCGCCACCUUCGAUUACUUCGAGAAGCGUAGAGUUCCGUUCGUGAAACCGGUUCCGCUGCUCCGCGGAACGUGGAACUUCUUCUCCGGCAAGAUGCACAUGGUCGAUUCCAGGUCGGGGGACUAUGAAAUGUUUCCGGAGAGUCGGUUCAGUGGAUUCUUCGCUUUACGGUGAAUUUCCAGGAUUACGAUUCCAUAACAAUGGUUAUGUAAUAUUAAUAUAAUUUUCAUAAUUACAUCAAGUUUCAGGCAGUGUUUUUAGAAGUCAUAAACUGUCCCAAUUUGACUGAAAAAACGAAUUCAAAAAUCAACACUUUGUUAGGGUUCAAUUCAUUGUUCUAUGCAUCAAUAAAAAAAUGUUACACUAUUUAAAAAUUGUUUUUUUACAAAAGGUUCUCAAACACGACAAAAAAGUCAUUCAU
This is a messenger RNA of Culex pipiens pallens (northern house mosquito), 722 nucleotides long. RefSeq names its product cytochrome P450 9b2-like. The coding region runs from base 236 to 475 and encodes 79 amino acids. Lineage: Eukaryota; Metazoa; Arthropoda; Insecta; Diptera; Culicidae. The record is from RefSeq and is a predicted model, not a curated record. The transcript has a single exon.